Molecule: messenger RNA, 1150 nt
Organism: Paramecium sonneborni
Lineage: Eukaryota; Ciliophora; Oligohymenophorea; Peniculida; Parameciidae
Source: the annotation of a GenBank genome assembly
AUGGAUUUAAAGUUCUGCCUAAAAGAAAGCCAUUAAGGUUAACCAGUAUCUUUUAUUCUAAAAUAAAAUAAUCAUUGGACUUUAUGUUGUGGAAUUUGUUAAUAUGAAUCCGAUCUCCCAAAAAAAUCAUUCAAAGCUAUAAAAGAUCUAGAAAAAAUAAACAAAGAAACAAUAACAGUUAUUAACUCAUCAGAAAUCAUAAAUUAAUUAUAGAACUCAUUAAAGUUAGUAAAAGAUUGGCAAACAAAGUUUGAGAACUACUUAGUGGAAGUAAAAAACUUAUUUUUACAAAAAAUAAACUACUACAAUUCCUUAAUAGAAACUCUAAAUGAAAAAAUAGAGUUCUUUAUCUUAAAUGAUGAUAAACUACAGGAAGUUCUGAAUUGUAGUGAAAAAAUAAACUUCCUUAUAAUAAAAUAGGCUGAUGAACUAAAAAACUUGGAAAUGGAUUUGAAGAAUGCAUAUGAAAUUUUAAAACAAAGCUCAAUAUCUGAAUUAGUAGGAGAUGAUAUAAAAAUAAACUUAGUAGAAGUGAAUCAAAAGGAUAAUAAAGAAAAUAUUUAAUCAAAUUCUAUCAUAAAGGAAUAAUCAAGAUCUAAUGAUUCCAAAGAAAAAAUCAUAAAAAAUUCUGGGGAUAAAUUAGAAACCCCACAAGGUAGAAAGUAAUUAUUUUAUUCUAUUAACUUAGAAAUUCGAAUAUCUAAGAUUAAGUAUAAUAAUUAGAAUUUGGAAAAUUGUAAAUAAAUGAAAAUGAGUAUUAUGAAGGUCAGUUAUAAAAAGGAAUGAUGCAUGGAGAAGGAAAACUUAUAAAAACAAAUCUAAAUUAUGAAUUUAUGUAAUUAUUAUUAUUUGCCUGUAGUUAUGAAGGUUAAUUUUAAAACAAUUAAAAACAUGGCAGAGGCAAAGAGACAAUAAUAGAAUUCGAUAUUUAAGAUUUGAGUUAAUCCUUUUUUAAGAAGAUGACUAUAUAUAAAUCAGGCAAUUCAAAGAAAACUGAAUUAAUUGGAGAGUUUAAGAAUAAUAAGAAAAUUGAAAUAUUUACUAAGAUUUUAUAUAAUAAUGAUGUUAAAAAGUCAGAAAGGUAAAUAAAUUUUAUUAAAUUAGUUAUUAAUUUUAUGAAAAUGAUGUUUUAAUAGGAGAGGAUUUCUGA